ACACUGUGUAUCAUAAAGAAUUUAAUAAAAAUGGAGUGAAAUUAAGCAUAAAAAUAAAAAUAGGCUGAAAAGUGAAAAUCUUGGAAAAAUGAAAAUCAAUCUAAUUUGGAUUAAUUUAUUUUCGAUUAUUUACAUCGUCAAUAUUGGUGGUGCUUCUGAUUCUGCAUCAGAUAAUGAAUUAAAUGUCUACGAUGAGGAUGAAGGAUUGAAUUAUAAUGAGAUAAAAAGUUCCUCAACAAACACACAGAAACACGAAGAAAAUGAAAUUUAUUUGAAAAAGCUGUUUAGUCUCAAGAAAUUAAAGAAUACAGAGGCUGAAGAAAAUGAUAUGAGGAUAAGAAACACAAAAUUAGAAAAACUUAUACAGAAAACACAAGAAGAUGAAAGAGUUAUAAAAGCUCCAGAACAAUCAGCAGAACUGCAGAUUGAGUCACAAAUAAACAAUGAAAAUGGAAUCACACAAAGUAAAAUAAAGAAAUCGUCAGACGGAAAAAGAAAAACAUUUUCAAAUAAAAGAAAAAGGAAGAAGAAACGAAAGCAUUCACAAAUACAACAACAACAAAAAGACGAGGAAGAACGUGGUGUAAAAAAUGAAAACUUCAGUAGAUAUGAUAAGGAAGACAGUAAAGGAAGAAAUAAUUAUGAGACUGUCUCAAAUGUUUCUAUGACCACUUCUAGUCUGAAGACAUCGAGAAAAGACUAUGAAAAUAAUUUAAAAAUAGUGAAUAAUAAUUUUAAUUAUAAUGAAAAUGGUGAUGAUAAUUCGAAUAAAUCACCAAUAUCACAUUUAACAUCAACAGUUUCCAUAACAACGGUAGAUGCAGUGGUGAUGGAAAUGAUAGAAGCAGUUAUCGACAAUAAUACUAAUAAUAAAAAUAAUAAUUAUAAUAAUAAUAAUUUUAUUAGUAAAAGUGAUGUAAAUUUAUGGAAUAUUAAAAGUGAAAAUGAGUUUGUACAAAAGGACGAUGAUAAUUUAGUUCCGAAAUUGCAUAAGUCAACAAAUGAACAACAAUUGAUUGUGAAUAAUAACGUAAAUGUGGAUAUAAAUCGACAAGAUUUGAAUAAGGCGAGGAGUGUUAAAAUGGAAAGUUUAAAUUCAAAUAACGAUGAUGAAUUUAAAAUCAAGAGUAAAGUCACGAAGAAGAGCAGCAGUAGCAGUAGUGGAAAUAAGAAUAAAACAAAUGAAAUUAAAAUCAAUAAACAUUCAAAGCAAGGAAGUGGAAGAAAACGAAAAAGAAAAUUUAUUAUUGGAGAUUUAUCAUGCAUGAAAGCUCAAUUCAUUCAAGCACCACGAAUUGCAAAUGCUGACAUCAAAUAUAUUCGGAAUGAAAUGAUGGGAAUUGAGAGAAGUUUUCUAGAGGCAGAAUAUCAUUGCCACGAUGGCUACAAAUUAAUUAAAAAGUCCAAACGCGCAAAAAUAGCAAUUGGAAAUAAAAAUUUAGUAUGCAAAAAGCAUCGUUGGAUUGGACAGAGGCCAUUGUGUCGAAAAACUCAUACUGAGGAAAAUCGCUCAGAAUUGAAAAUGCAACAAUGUGACAGUUAUGAAGCUCAAAAAUGUGAGCAAUUAUGCAUUAAAAACGGAAAUCGAACGGAAGUGCAGUGUCAGUGCCAUAAAGGAUUCCAUUUGAUUGGCACCCGAUGUUUCGAUGUCAAUGAAUGCGAGAAGAAUCCAAAUGAAUGUGGGCAAUAUGGAAAAUGUAUCAAUUUAGUCGGAGCACACAAAUGCUUAUGUCAGCAAGGUUUUCAAUUAGACAAUGUUGGAAAAUGUGUUGACAUAAACGAGUGCUUGCUGCGUGGCGGUCAUGGACCAUGUCAAGACACAUGUUUUAAUAGUCUCGGGGGCUACACGUGCUCAUGUGAAAAUCUUAAAGGCACACAACUAUCAAAAGACGGUCACAGUUGUGAGGAAAUUGAUUUAUGUACAAUCAGCAAUGGUGGAUGUUCUCAUACAUGUCAUAGUACAAUCGGACAAGCAUUUUGUUCAUGUCCGCUGGGAUUUAAACUCGACAUUGAUUGGAAGACGUGCAUUGAUGUUGAUGAAUGUCAAUUACAAGAAUCAAUACAACUUGAGAAUCGAUGCAAUUAUGAAUGUAUUAACACAAUAGGAUCGUACAAAUGUGUACAUGAUAUCAUUGCAGAUCAGCCUUUCUCAAACGAUUUCGAUGAUUACAUGAUUCAGAACAAUGCUGAUGAAAACGAUGAAAAUGAUGAAAAUAAUUAUAAGAUCAGAAAGAUCAGCCAUGACGACAGUGAUGAUACGGAUGGGAAUUAUGAUAUCAUUGAUGGUGCAAGUUGUGUAUCAGAAUGUUUGAAUGGAUUUUAUUUUAAUGAGACCGCUGGAGAUUGUCAAGAUAUAAAUGAAUGUGAAAUAGACAACGGAAAUUGUUCAAAUGGGACCUGUGUAAAUACAAAUGGUAGCUUCUUUUGUUCGUGUCAUAAAGGCUUCGUGCUAUCAGAAGAUGAUAAAUACAAAUGCAUUGAAGUGCAGAAACAGAAGAAUGAAACAACAAUGGAAAAUCAAUUCAAAGCAAGUACAGUGGCUUGUUCACCAUUAUUUCCACCAAUUCAUGGUUAUCUUGAAUGUACGAGACCAUUGGAUAAUUCAAAUACAACUGGACGUCUUAUUGUUACAAAUCGCCCGGGGAGUCAAUGCAUCCUCCGGUGUCCAGCAAGUUUUCGUACCUCGGGGACAUACCUAAAGACAUGCGGUAAAGAUGGUGAAUGGCAUGGCCUAGAUGAUGGAAUCUGUAUAAAAUAUCCAACUCCAAAGUUAAUUUGCCCAUCGAAUCAGAUCGUUGAAUUGCCACCGAAUAACGAAAAGGUAGAGGUAAAAUUACAAAAGCCAAAGACAGACGUGAACUUUAAACGUGAUGUAACAAUUAAGCCAUUAUGGAUCAAGAAUGUGGAUAAAAUUGUACUCGGUUUGGGUGUACUGAACAUAACAUACACAGCAAGACAUCCUAUUACAAAGCUUACAGUUGCUUGUACGACCACAUUGUUUGUUGUCGAUGGUGAAAUGCCAGUCGUUGAAUAUUGCCCACCAUUACAAAAGCAUAAAAUAGAGAAGCACCAUGAGAGUAUCAACGUAUUUUGGACUGAACCCAAGUUUUCUGAUAAUGUGAAAGUUACCGAUGUUACACAAACAAAUGUUCCAGGCAGUCUCUUCGGUCUUGGCAGUCAUCAGAUAAUUUAUGAGGCACGCGAUGCAGCUGGGUAUAAGACACGAUGUACAUUCAAGAUUAUCGUUAAUGCACCAAAAUACAGCGGACUUAAGCUACCGAUAAAGAAUAAUAAAUUUUAUUACUAAAGCAUAAGCAGAAACGAAAAUAACAUUAAAAAAGGAGACGAGAAAGAAAAAGUAAUGACGGAACAAAAAUAUCAGUUUGUCGCAUUUUAUGAGCAUUAAUUACAAUUAAAUUUAACAUAUUUUAGUAUUUAUCUACUUUAUUGUGCAAUAAUAUUCUUUGUCCCUUUACUUUUACUAUUCAAAGAUAUAAAUAAGUGAGAGAAGGAUAGGAGAGACUACAUGUUGAUAUGCACUGACGGAAAUUCUUUUUGAUUAAACUGAUUAAUAAAUUCAAGCAGAUCUUUAAGAUUAAGAUUAAGAUUUAAAAUUGCCAUUUUUCCAUUUGUCCACUUGAAAAUUUUAAAUUAAAAGAAUAUGACAUCUUUGUUAAAUUGAGUAGCUACAAUGUUUUAUUCAACAUAUUUUUUAAAAUCAAAUUUCAAAUGCAAAACAUGCAUAAGGUUUUUGGGUCAAUUGAGUUAAUUAAGAUUUUAUUGAUAAAUUUUUUGCAAUGCUAUCGAAGUAAAUUCAACCAGUAAAAGACGCCGAAAAAGGAAAAGAAAUACAAUUAUUUCCAACUUAUAUCAAAUAUAUUAUAUUGCAACAAUUUCUAAUAGAAUUUUAUGUACACAAGACAUAAAAAAGUUUUCUCUUAAGUUUAUUAAUCAGCAUAAAAACUCCUUUUAAUUCUAAAAUUAUCUUAGAUUUUCUUGUGCAUUGCACUCCACUAACUUAGUGUACACAGUGUACUUUAUGAUAAAACUAGAUAUAAAUUCAUAUAGAUAUAAAAACAUUCAUUGCGAAAGGAAAAUAUUUAAGGGAUG
This is a messenger RNA of Chironomus riparius, 4110 nucleotides long. Lineage: Eukaryota; Metazoa; Arthropoda; Insecta; Diptera; Chironomidae. The record is from the annotation of a GenBank genome assembly.